AUGGGUUGCGGUUCGAGUGUCCCUGAUGUGGUGAACCCUGGUUUUGCUAUGAGGGUUCAGCGGCAGCCGAGCACAGUGAGUCAACACCAGUCAUCCGAAAAUUUUCUGAAUGCGAGGCGAUUGCGUCGGAAAUCGAGCGGUAUAAGAAGGAGUAGUAGCGGCGCUAGAAUUGAUGAAGAGGAUAUGCUAUCGGACAUCAGUUCUGCAGGAUCGUCUGGCCGCUCGCUGCUUGAUGUGCAUUCGAUGUUAGCUAGAACCUCAUUUGCCCUAGAAGAUCUGGAGCAUCAGCGCCGGCAGCUACCCGAUCUCAUCGAUGAGAAUCUCUUUGUCUACGAUGAUGUCGUUGUGGCAAAGGAUGAAGUUAACUCUAGGCAGUGGAAGGCUGAAGUGAACCGGCAGCCGCAAGAGAUGCGGCGAAGUCGGUCAGGAAGCCGUCGACUAUCCAUGGGACCCAGGAAAGGGAAAAACAACGUCUUUUGCUUUGCGGACUUCAAGGUGUGGGUCGAUGAAAUGGAAACGGGAGCAAAUGAGGGUAUGGUGAAGGUUGGCAAACAACGCCUCUCCAUCCUGAGUAGGAGCUCUGAGGAGGAUGAGGCCCUCAAGGGUGCUCGGGUUUCCUUUACUUGUUCCACUCGACCCAAUGCCUUUGCCGUGUUGCGGGCUCGGAUGAUUGCUCAGCAGGAAUUUUCGAAACUAAAACUUGCAGAACUCGGUGUACCGCGUAACAUAAGAGACUUCCGCAUCCGGACAUUAAUUGGCCAUUCGGCGCGUGUGAGGUGUCUUUCCCUUUCACCUAAUGAGAAGGCCUUAGUGAGUUGUUCAAAUGAGGAGACAUAUGCGACGCUGCGGAAUCUUAUGGCUGACGAGGAGAGGGGUUCCUUUUCGGGUCACCGUGAUGUGGUCAUGUGUAUGGCCUUCUCCGGUGACGGCAAAUACUUGGCAACGGGCAGCAAAGACAAAACGCUUACGCUUUGGGACGCCGCCAUCACAAAGGUACUGACGGUAUUUAAGCAUGAAAAGGUGGUCAUAUGCUGUUGCUUUAGCCCAGACAGUAAACGCAUUGUGGCGGGUUGUCAGGACCGUGUGUGUCGUGUGUGGGAUGUGAUGCGGGGUGCUCAGGUUGUCACGUAUACUCGACAUUGCGGUAUUAUUGCAGCCGUUUGUUACAGUCCUGACGGCGGGAGCAUCUGUAGUGGAUCUUCUGAUAAAACCCUACGCGUGUGGGGUGCGGAAAGGGGAGGCACUCGCACGGUGCUCUCUGGGCAUGUGGGCGUUGUGUUGUCCUGCAGUUAUUCCACAGAUGGUGAGCACAUAUUUAGCAAUGAUGAGGCCUUCUUGUGUAUGUGGAACCCCAAAGAUGGUGUUUGCACAAUGCGGCUGUCGGUAGCUGAGUUUGUGAGGAAAUGUGGUGGUAUUCCAAAGGUACGGAGACUGGGGUGGACGUUAUGUUGUUCUGCCCCAGGAGCCUUCACUCACUACGUUGUGGCUGCUUGUGCGAACCGAUUCGUGUACUUGAUUGAUGUACGAACCGGUGAGGAAUACGCUAGUACGUUCUGCAAGGCGCCCGUGUAUGCCUUAACACGUGGUAGGUGCAGCACAGUGGCGUUCGGUGAUACUUUUGGGAAUAUAUAUAUCCAAGAACUCAUGUAG
This is a messenger RNA of Trypanosoma brucei brucei TREU927, 1650 nucleotides long. RefSeq lists its product as hypothetical. Lineage: Eukaryota; Euglenozoa; Kinetoplastea; Trypanosomatida; Trypanosomatidae. Gene Ontology annotation, biological process: ribosomal large subunit assembly. The record is from RefSeq and is a predicted model, not a curated record. Gene Ontology annotation, molecular function: protein binding. Gene Ontology annotation, cellular component: nucleolus. Bases 1 to 1650 code for a protein of 549 amino acids. The transcript has a single exon.